CAGACACACGGCCCCGAUACAUUUUGCCGAUACGUGACGGGUGCCCGAAGGAGCGAGAAAAGGAAGAAAAAAUUGCAGCGGCUGCAAGAAAAAAAAAAAAGUCACACACAGUGAAGAAUUGCUCGCGGAGUUUGCAGAGUGUGUGUUUUUGGGCUUCCGUUGUUUUUUCCCCCCUAUCGUGCGGGCCACCAGAAUAUGGACGUGCGGACGGUUCUCGACGGCUAUUUGCGAAAAGCCGUCCACCCGAACAAUCAUGAUUUGGACGUGUCGGCAAUCGAUCAGUUCUGUCUGACGCUGAAGAAGGACCCGUCGAAGAUGUCCAUCGCCCGCGAGCUGCUCGUCAGCCGGAUACAGUCGACCAACACGAAGGAAUCGCUGCUUGCCCUCGAGGCGCUGGAAGAAUGUAUGGAAUCGUUGGGGCGCGAGUUCCGGUCGGAGAUCAACAAGUUCCGGUUUCUGAACGAGCUGAUCAAGAUGGUUUCGAAGAAGUACAACGGCGACCAGACACCGCGCGAAGUGUCCGAGCGUAUCCUAAACAUUCUGCUUACCUGGACGAACAAGUACGAUCCGUGCGAUUGCGAUAAAAUACAGGAAGCGUACAAUCUGCUCGCCACGCAGGGGAUCCAGCACCGGUCGCAGCAGAACGUGAUCAUCCGUGGGCCGCCGGCCCGCCACCUGGACGAGCGCGGCGGCCAGAUGCUGGACAAGGAGCAGCAGAAGCUGAAGCAGCUGAUCGCGAGCGGCAAGCCGGAAAACUUCGAAAAGGCGAACCUGCUGAUACAGAACCUGUACCGGGACGAGGAGCGCCGCACGCAGAUGAAGAGCCGCCGUCUGGCGGAGCUGCAGAAGGUGGCGGAAAAUACGAAGCUGCUGGCGGAAAUGCUCGACCAGUACCGGGCGGGUGAAACGUCCGACGACGGGCUGGCGGUGCUGAGCGAAAUUUACGAAUCGUGCGAAAGUGCCCAUCCCACGAUCGUGCGGCUGGCGGAGGAAACGCAACACAGCGAGGAAAUGCUCGAGAAAAUAUUUGAAGUGAACGAUGCACUGACGCAAGCGCUGGACAAGUAUCGUAUGAAGGUACUGAACCAGCAGCCGGCAGAGCGGGCCGCUCUGUCCCAUCCCGUCGAAACGACCGCACCACUACUCCCCUCCAUGAGCUACACUCCCAACAUUACCGGUUCGGAUCCACUGGACACGCUGUUCGAUGUGUCCGGCGAGGUGCCGGGCAGUGGCGGCAAAGAGACAGCUACCUCCAACCGCUCCAACUAUGACGAUCUGAGUGACAUAUUUUCGUCGACCGGGCAUGGCAAUGGGGGAACGGUCGGGAACGAUAUACUGCUUCCGGAAGCUGCGGCCAACCAAAGCGCUGCAACCACGUACAGCGGGCUGAACGGGAUGAAGCCGAACGAAACCAAACCCAAAGAUAAUCUACUGGAAUUGAAUUCCAUUCUCAGCAGCAUUAAAACCAGGGCCAAUGCUUCCCCCUCACCAGUGCUGGGAGCGACGGCAGGCAGGCCGGCACCGUCGAAAGCACCGGCACAGAACGGUUCGGUAGCCGGUGCGUCUAGCAAAUCCAUUCCCGAGCUCGAUUCCAUCAUUAGCGGUAUGAAGGCGACGCUUCUCUCCGGAGCGGUACCGCCCGAAGAGCCACCAACUACUACUACUACUACUACUGCUGUUGCCGUCUCAAACCCCGAACCGACCGGGUCGGCUGGAUCGGAAGAGGACGAUCCAAUCCUGGCCGCACCGGCGACAACUUCCUCUGCACUUCCAACCAAAGUAGAGCGACCGGCACCAACAGCAACGGAAACGGUGCCCAGCAGCAAACCGGAACUGAAAGCGCUGGCAGACAUUGUGAUCGAUUUGGACUGCAUUCAGCCGAGCCGGGAACCGUCCCGCACCGUGCUGGACGAUAAGGAGGGCCUGCAGAUUACGCUUAACUUUGCGGCGGACCAUCCCCGACCGGACGUGACGGUGAUCGUCAUCUCGACGAUCAAUCAGGGCCGCACCAGCAUUCCCAGCUUUCAGUUUGACGCGAGCGUGCGGAAGCCAUGCAAGCUGCGGCUGCUGCCACCGUCCGCUUGCAGUCUGCCGGGUACGAAACCGUUCCGGCCACCGGCCGAUGGCAUUACGCAGGUGCUGCUGCUAGCGAAUCCGACCGGCGAGCCCGUCGAUCUGACCUGCAUCCUAACGUACCUGGUGGGCGACGAUCCGGACCCGAUCAAGGAGUCGAUCGUCAUGCAGGCGGUACCGUCGGUGCGGGAUUGAAGCGUGCCCCAGCAGAUAAGGCAACCUCCUGUGAUUACGAGAUUACGCAACAUACGCUAGGACGGUCGGGACUCCCUACUUAAGCAGAAACAGUUUAAACGUUUGCUUGAAUGCUGGGCAGCUUACUUUAAAUCUCGCGCGCGGCAUCAAGGCGCAAGACACGCAAGGACGAAGUCAAUAAUAGGCGGACAUAAUAAGCAUUAAUAAAAGAAAAGUAUAUCUAUACUGAAGUCAGUUAAAGGCAAA
Messenger RNA from Anopheles gambiae (African malaria mosquito), 2514 nucleotides. It is a transcript of the gene Gga, whose product is annotated as ADP-ribosylation factor-binding protein GGA1. Gene Ontology annotation, biological process: vesicle-mediated transport; intracellular protein transport. NCBI's taxonomy places the organism in Eukaryota, Metazoa, Arthropoda, Insecta, Diptera, Culicidae. The transcript has 5 exons. Gene Ontology annotation, cellular component: trans-Golgi network. Gene Ontology annotation, molecular function: ubiquitin binding; phosphatidylinositol binding; small GTPase binding. The coding region runs from base 196 to 2268 and encodes 690 amino acids. The record is from RefSeq and is a predicted model, not a curated record.